Molecule: messenger RNA, 2209 nt
Organism: Dama dama (fallow deer)
Lineage: Eukaryota; Metazoa; Chordata; Mammalia; Artiodactyla; Cervidae
Gene: CTNS
Product: cystinosin, lysosomal cystine transporter
Exons: 12
Coding region: 180-1361 (393 amino acids)
Biological process (GO): L-cystine transport
Cellular component (GO): lysosomal membrane
Molecular function (GO): L-cystine transmembrane transporter activity
Source: RefSeq, a predicted model, not a curated record
CAACCCCCAGGUGUCUCACUGCGAACCGGGGAAACUACAGCUCCCAGGUUGCAUCGCGCCGAGGCCCGUAGUCCGCGAAUCAGGCGGCUCGGGUCAGGUGACUUCUGGCCAGCCCCACAGUAUGUCAAGUCGGCCCCGGGAAGCGGGUACAGUCCGAGAAGACUGCCGCGUUCUAUCUGAUGAGUGCCCUGAGCCUAGAGGAUCUCAGUUCAUUGAAAUCAAGGAACAUGAUAAGGAGGUGGCUGGUUAUUUUUAUCCUUUUCCCCCUGCAGCUCAUAGAGAAAUGUGAGUCAACAGUUGACUUCUCUGUACCUCCCAUCGUGAAGCUGGAAAACGGAAGCUCCACCAGCGUCAGCAUCUCCCUCCCGUGCCCUUUAAAUGCAACCUUGGUGAUAACUUUUGAAAUCACAUUUCAUUCAAAAAACGUUACUAUCCUUCAGCUCCCUGAUGAAGUAGUGGUGCCUCCCGGAACAACAAAUACCUCUUUUCGAGUGACAUCUCAAAGUGUUGGACAAGUUACCGCUUAUCUGCAUGGAAAUCACUCCAACCAGACCAGCCCAAGGAUACGCUUCUUGGUGAUCCACAGCAAUGUCGUCAGCAUCAUCAACCAGGUGAUCGGCUGGAUCUACUUUGUGGCCUGGUCAGUCUCCUUCUACCCUCAGGUGAUCACCAACUGGAGGCGGAAAAGUGUCGUGGGUCUGAGCUUUGACUUUGUGGCCCUCAACCUGAUGGGGUUCGUGGCCUACAGCGUGUUCAACAUCAGCCUCUUCUGGGUAUCCUCCAUCAAGGAGCAGUUUCUUCUCAAAUACCCCAACGGCGUGAACCCCGUGGACAGUAAUGACGUCUUCUUCAGCCUGCACGCGGUCGCCCUCACCCUGGUCGUCAUAGCGCAAUGCCUCCUGUAUGAGCGAGGCACCCAGCGUGUGUCCUGGCCAGCCAUCAGCUUCCUGGUCCUCUCUUGGCUCUUCACGCUCAUCGCCCUCAUCAUGGCUGCAGUCGGGGCAACCACCUGGCUGCAGUUUCUCUUCUGCUUCUCCUACAUCAAGCUGGCAGUGACGCUGGUCAAGUAUUUUCCACAGGCCUACAUGAACUUUCACUACAAAAGCACUGAGGGCUGGAGCAUUGGCAACGUGCUUCUGGACUUCACUGGGGGCAGCUUCAGCCUCCUCCAGAUGUUCCUGCAGUCCUACAACAACGACCAGUGGACACUGAUCUUCAGAGACCCAACCAAAUUUGGCCUCGGCAUCUUCUCCAUCAUCUUCGAUGUUGUCUUCUUCAUCCAGCACUUCUGCUUGUACAGAAAGAAACCAGGGCUUCAGGCAGCACACAGGGCUUCUGGCAGCCGUCCCAGGCAGGACUGAGCACUGAGCUUGGAGCUGAAGGCCUUGCCCCACCACCCAAGCAACCAGUGUUUCUGGGAGCGGCUUGAAGGACUGACCUGGCAGCUGGGAGAGUCAAGGGAGCCUUGCUGCCACUGCUGUGUUCAGAGACAGAGCAGCCAGUGUUGUGCCCGAUAGACCCGGAGAUGCUGGUGUUGGUGGCAGAGGGGCUAGGACUUUGGGGUUAGGCCUUGGGGCGCCUCCUCUGAAGGCUGCGUUCUCUGAGCACUCCCUGUGCGGACACUCAUCCUACAUCCAGGUGGCCCCAGCCAGGCUCUUGUAAAGAACCAGUAUUUCCAAACCUUGAGGUGGCCAACAGGUUGGUUCGGAACCGAGCUCACAUCCAGCUCUCUCCGGAUCUUUAUCACACUAAUGAGCCAUUUGGAAUUUUUCAGAGGGAUGCUUUGGAAGUGACUGGCUUACUUUCUUCUGCCUCUGCCUACCUCCACUUUCCCAUAUUCGGGCCCCACACGCGCUCCUUACCGAGUUUGGAAGACAGGACACACACAUACACACAUAGACACACACCAGUCUGUGCCUUAGAGGCAUGUGAGACCUGCCAAGUGGUGAGAGCAGCACUUUCCCAGACUCUGACCUGAGACUCACCAACUUGUGGCUGUUCCAGAGCCUCAAAGGACUUGAGACCACCUCACACACUCCUUGUGGGCCCCGCCUGACCCCAGAGCCCCUCCCUUCCCACCCCAAGCAGUCGUCCUGCCUGUGGCAGGAGGGGAGGUGGAUGUGCCUUGUCCAUGCCUCGAGCUUGUCGAUCCGUGAGAUGAACGAGGGGCUUCUGUCCUCAAUUAAACCUGGUUCGUUUCCUCUCUGCA